Messenger RNA from Saprolegnia parasitica CBS 223.65, 397 nucleotides. RefSeq lists its product as hypothetical. The transcript is spliced from 2 exons. Lineage: Eukaryota; Oomycota; Saprolegniomycetes; Saprolegniales; Saprolegniaceae. The coding region runs from base 35 to 397 and encodes 120 amino acids. The record is from RefSeq and is a predicted model, not a curated record.
GCGACAGUGUGAAAUCACGUCGCCACAAGAGACGAUGCACCCCAACGCCCGCCGGAGCCAAGCAUGCUUGCUGCAGUACCGCGACCGCCGUCAGCUACCGAUAUUGCCCACGACCAAGUGCACAGCACCAACGAGCGAUCCUCCCCACGAGAGUACCGAGACGCCUCUCGAGACGACCGACGAUGCAAGUGCGGAUGCAGCCGCAAUGUGUGUUGAGAACUGCGUGCUAAAGGCGCAGCUCGCGGCACUGCGAGACCAUGACGGUGAGCGCAACCGGCAUCUGACGUCGCUGCAGACAGAGCUUGCAGCGCUGCGUGCGCGCAGCAUCGCGCUCGAGGCCGAGCUGCGCGUGCUGCGGCACCUCGUGCGGCGCACGCCAAUGCAUGGUAGCCUGUAG